AUGACUAGCCUCUCUCCAUCGUUGUGCUCGGCUGAGGCCUUUUCAUAUCCUCAUAUACCAGGCGCCGAAGUGUUAUCACUACAAGCUUCCCAAGUCUCAAAUGUGUCCCAGUACAUCCCCGAGUGGUACUACUACAAUCAUGGCGGCGUGACAGCUCAAAACCUCAACUUCUGCAAUGUCACAGUGACCUACAAACACACCGCCAAAAACGACACGGUCAACGUUGGCGUCCUUCUACCCAGUGAUUCCUGGAACGAGCGGCUACAAGGAAUCGGAGGAAACGGCUACACGGCUGGUCUCACAUCCAUAACAGCAUAUGGAAUGAUCGCAGCAGCUGCCGAAGGAUACGUCGCCAUUUCAACCGAUGGCGGCCACACAAGCGAUGACCCUGCAGACUGGGGCCUUCUGGAAGACGGAAUGCCAGACUAUAAUACCAUGUACAACUUCGGCAUUGCUUCUCUCGGCGAUGCAGCAAUCAUCGGAAAGAGCUUGGCAGAGAGUGCAUAUGGGUCGAAACCCAAAUACUCUUAUUGGACCGGAUGCUCGCAAGGCGGCCGACAGGGUCUGGCGCUUGCUCAGCAAUACCCCAAAGCAUAUGAUGGGAUCGUUGCUUCUGCUCCCGCAAUCAAUUGGCCGCAACUUUCGUUGGGAGGAUACUGGGCUCAGUUUGUCAUGAACCAGCUCGACGAAUACCCACACGCUUGCGAGAUCAAUGCUGUGACAGAUGCCGCACUCUCCGCCUGCGACAGCGCGGACGGUGUCGUGGAUGGUAUAAUCUCGGACCCAGAUUCGUGCGUCUUUGAUCCGUUCACUUUAGUGGGAACCAAAAUCAACUGCAGUGACACCGCAUCGCAGUUGAGAAUCUCGGCUGCCACUGCGAAAAUUGUCAAUGCUACCUGGACCGGAUCACGGGACUCACAGGGCAACUUCUUGUGGUAUGGCUUCAAUACUGGGACUAGAUUGACAGGAGAAAAUACCCCGGCAAAUACAAAAUGUGCCAACGGGACAUGCACUGCGGUAUCCAGCUUGCUAUAUGAUCGAUGGGCUCAAGUGUUUAUCGAGCACAACCUGAACUUCACCUUGAAAAACAUCACACACCAAACAUAUGACCACCUUUUCCGAAAGUCUGUCCAGCAAUGGAAUUCGGUAUUUGGAACGAAUAACCCAGAUCUGUCGAAAUUCCGUGACGCUGGGGGCAAGAUGCUAACAUACCAUGGCCUAAUGGACGAAGUAAUCCCUCCCAACGGCACGAGGUCAUACUACGAAGCGGUAACUGCCGGCGACUCGAGUGUUCAUGAGUACUAUAAGUUGUUCGAAGCACCAAUGAUGGGACACUGUUUUGGCACCAAAGGAGGAUAUCCUUCUACUAUGUUCGACAGCCUUGUUGCUUGGGUCGAGUCUGGCAAUGCACCUGCAAGUCUCCCAGUGAAAUACUCCCCAGAAGAUGGGAAGACAUACGAUAGAAUCCUGUGCCCAUACCCACAACGAGCGAAGUUGCUACAAGCUAAAGGCCUUGUUGUAAAGAAAGGCGAUGUCAGUAUCUAA
Messenger RNA from Penicillium samsonianum, 1545 nucleotides. RefSeq lists its product as uncharacterized. Gene Ontology annotation, molecular function: thiosulfate-cyanide sulfurtransferase activity. The transcript is spliced from 3 exons. NCBI's taxonomy places the organism in Eukaryota, Fungi, Ascomycota, Eurotiomycetes, Eurotiales, Aspergillaceae. The record is from RefSeq and is a predicted model, not a curated record. The coding region runs from base 1 to 1545 and encodes 514 amino acids.